Molecule: messenger RNA, 3084 nt
Organism: Eurytemora carolleeae
Lineage: Eukaryota; Metazoa; Arthropoda; Copepoda; Calanoida; Temoridae
Gene: Iswi
Product: chromatin-remodeling complex ATPase chain Iswi
Exons: 15
Coding region: 55-3012 (985 amino acids)
Biological process (GO): regulation of transcription by RNA polymerase II; nucleosome organization
Cellular component (GO): nucleus; chromatin
Molecular function (GO): DNA binding; nucleosome binding; histone binding
Source: RefSeq, a predicted model, not a curated record
UUAAGUAUUUACGAUUGAUCGUUGUUUCAGAUCUAGAUAAAUCCAAACCUUACAAUGGAGGUGGACGAAGGGAAUUCUAAUUCUUCGGAGUCAGGAACUUCAACCCCCCAGGUUGCAGCAUCUGCGGAUAAGAAUGCCAGCAAUAAAAGAUUUGAUUUCCUGCUCAAGCAAACCGAGCUGUUCAGUCACUUCAUGGGAUCUAGCAAAGCCAGCUCCCCGCUGAAGGUCAAGGAUAAGAAGAAGAAGGUUAACAAGGGGAAGGAAGGAGAUAAUAGGCACAGGAUGACAGAGCAGGAGGAGGAUGAAGAGCUUCUAUCAGAUUUGAACCAGGCGAAGAAAACUGUGAUUAGUUUUGAUGAGUCCCCGCCAUACAUCAAGGGUGGUAAGAUGAGGGACUACCAGGUGCGAGGAUUGAACUGGAUGAUCUCCUUAUAUGAGAACAAUAUCAAUGGUAUCCUUGCUGACGAGAUGGGUUUAGGGAAAACAUUGCAGACAAUCUCUCUUCUUGGAUACAUGAAACAUUUUAGGAAUAUUAACGGCCCUCAUAUGAUCCUGGUUCCUAAGUCUACCCUGGCGAAUUGGAUGAACGAGUUCAAGAAAUGGUGCCCGACUCUCAGAGCAGUCUGUCUUAUAGGUGACCAGGAGACUAGAAAUGCAUUUAUCCGUGACGUAAUGAUGCCCGGAGGCUGGGAUGUUGUUGUCACCUCCUACGAAAUGAUCCUUCGGGAGAAGUCGGUCUUUAAGAAGUUUAACUGGAAGUACAUGGUCAUAGACGAAGCGCACAGGAUUAAGAACGAGGAGAGUAAACUCUCUUCCGUGAUCAGGGAGAUCAAGACCUCGAACCGUCUUCUCCUGACUGGAACCCCUCUCCAGAACAACCUUCACGAGCUGUGGGCCCUCCUCAACUUUCUGCUUCCUGAUGUGUUCAACUCCUCCGACGACUUCGACGAAUGGUUCAACACCAACUCCUGUCUUGGCGACAACUCUAUGGUUGCCCGUCUCCAUGGAGUUCUGAAACCCUUUCUACUUCGUCGUCUUAAGUGUGACGUGGAGAAGUCUCUUCUUCCAAAGAAGGAAGUUAAGAUCUUCAUUGGGCUGUCUAAGAUGCAGAGGGACUGGUACACCAAGAUCUUGAUGAAGGAUAUCGAUAUCGUGAACGGCGCCGGAAAGACCGAAAAGAUGCGUCUUCAGAAUAUUCUGAUGCAGCUGCGUAAAUGCUGUAAUCACCCUUAUCUGUUUGACGGUGCUGAGCCCGGGCCUCCCUACACUACAGACGAGCAUCUGAUCCAGAACUCCGCCAAGCUGCUGGUCCUGGACAGGUUGCUGCCCAAGCUGAUGGAGCAGGGGAGCAGAGUUCUCAUCUUCACACAAAUGGCGAGGAUGUUGGAUAUAUUGGAGGAUUAUUGUUGGUACAGAGGACAUCAGUAUUGCAGAAUUGAUGGAAAUACAGCUCAUGAGGACAGGGAUCGUCAAAUCCAGGAAUACAACGCGGAGAACUCCUCCAAGUUUAUCUUCAUGUUGAGCACGAGGGCUGGAGGGUUGGGAAUCAACUUGUACACGGCAGAUGUUGUCAUCAUCUAUGACUCGGAUUGGAAUCCUCAGAUGGAUCUCCAGGCUAUGGACAGAGCUCAUAGGAUAGGACAGAAAAAACAGGUCCGUGUAUUCCGGUUCCUGGUGGAGAACACUGUGGACGAGAAGAUUGUUGAGAGAGCUGAGAUUAAGCUGCGCCUGGACAGGAUGGUGAUUCAGCAGGGCAAACUAGCGGAGCAAAAGGCGAACCUCAACAAGGACGAGAUGCUCAACAUGAUCAGACACGGAGCCAACCACGUGUUCGCCAGCAAGGACGGAGAACUAGAGGAUUCUGAUAUUGAUAAGCUCCUGGAGAUCGGAGAAAAGAAAACCCAGGAACUGAACGCCAAGAUGGCCGACCUUGGGGAAUCCAGUCUUCGCAACUUUACCCUCGACACUAAGCAGGAAUCCUCACUUUAUAACUUCGAAGGAGAGGAUUUUAGGGAGAAGCAGAGAGAAGAUAUCGGUCUCCAAUGGAUUGCUCCUCCUAAGCGUGAGCGAAAAGCAAAUUACGCGGUUGAUGCGUACUUCCGUGAGGCGUUGCGUCAAGGAGCAGCCGAACAAAAGGCUCACAAGGCCCCGCGACCGCCGAAGCAGCCGAUUGUGCAAGAUUUCCAGUUCUUCCCGACUCGUCUUUUUGAACUCCUCGAUCAGGAGAUUUUCCACUUCAGAAAAACUGUUAACUAUAAGGUUCCCUUGAACUCUGAGCUUGGAUCCGACGCUAAGCGUGUUCAGAAGGAGGAGCAGAGGAAGGUUGAUGAUGCGGAGGAGUUGACGGAGGAGGAGCAGAUAGAGAAGGAGGAACUACUCAAGGACGGGUUCAGGGAUUGGACAAAGAGAGACUUCAACCAGUUCGUCAGAUUGAAUGAGAAGUAUGGUAGAGAUGAUAUGGGCUCUAUCAGCAAGGAGGUGGAAGGAAAAACACCUGAGGAGGUUAUACAGUACGCAAAGGUGUUCUGGGAUCGUUGUGCUGAGCUGCAGGAUUGUGAUAGGAUCAUGGGACAGAUAGAGAAGGGAGAAGCUAGGAUACAGAGAAGAUCAUUGAUCAAGAAAGCUCUGGACGCCAAAAUAGCAAGGUAUAAGGCUCCCUUCCAUCAGCUGAGGAUAGCCUAUGGUACCAACAAGGGAAAGAACUAUACCGAGGAGGAAGACAGGUUUUUGGUGUGUAUGCUCCACAAGCUCGGGUUCGACAAGGAGAACGUUUACGAGGAUCUGAGAGCAUCUGUUAGAUGUGCGCCACAGUUCAGGUUUGAUUGGUUUAUUAAAUCAAGAACAGCAAUGGAACUGCAGAGAAGAUGUAAUACUCUGAUCAUGCUCAUUGAGAAGGAAAUGAACGAAAUAGAGGAGAGAGAGAAGGCAGAUAGGAAGAAGAAGGGAGGGAAGGAUAAGAAGAGGAAGGGGGAGGAGGAGAGCGAGCAGGCGAAGAAGAAGACCAAAGCCUGAUUAACCUGAAUCUGACAAAUUAAUCUUGUAAUCUUGUAAUCUUGUAAACAUAAUAAAUAUUCGAAAAUAUCA